AUGAUCAUUAAAUGUUAUCAACGUUAGUAUCUUAAUAACGUUUCUAUUUUUAUCGCCCUUUUGUGUUUUUCAGUUCUUGAUAGUCACCCUGUUUAUGGUGAAUUCUUCAGAUGUCCCAGUAUCUGCUUUCGACGACAGUUCAUACUAUCUAGGUAAGUACGACUUGAGGGAAAUACAGCAGAAGUCACCAGGAGUAUUUGCACCUGAUUUCGAAGGCGGUUCCUACUUUAUAGAUGGUUCCUACUUUCCAGGCAAAUGCUACUUGAAAGAAGUACAACAGGACUUUCCAGGAGUAUAUGCCCCUCCGCGAACAUCGACAACUCUCCAAUAUGCAAUUAUCCAUUCAUUAGCAUAUGAAUUGGAAUUAGAUAUCAGUUUGGAGUUAGACGGAAUUAGGAUUAUGAGUUUGUAAUUAGAAUUGAAGGCACUAGUCGAUUAUUAUAUUGUAAUUGUAUAAUAUAAACGAUUAUUUUCAACAUUACGAUAUAAUACAAUAAUCUUAUCAACAAUUCAUAAUUUUAAUUAUCUAAGCGUUGGGUUUAACAACCUAAAAGCAAAUAAGCAUAACUAAUUAAAAACGUCGUCGGUUUAUUGUAAAAAGUCAUUAAAUGACAUUUCACAGCCUUAAAUCACUAAGAAUUUUAACGAAUUUCCCUCAGUGAAAAUUGUUCAUUUGUUGUAUUUAUGUCUGAUAUAUAUAUAAUAGGAUUUAUAUGACUAAGAUCGAAAUUCACAAAGGUGUUCUAAAAAGUUCAGCUACUUCGAAAAUGUACUUAGUGACUUUUUGAAUCUAAUCAACGAUGUAUUCAUUAUAGUUUUGAUUUAAUGCGAACAGAAGUUAUAUUCGAAAAUGUUUUUUGAAAUUAAAAUGUUUAAGGUUUAAAUUAAAAUUUUGUACCGAUGACAAAUAUAUCCUAUCAUUUAAUAACGAUCCAUCUAUUGCAACCCAUAAUCUUCAUUCACACAUCACAAACCUUUAAGAACUGUGUCAAAACUGGAGGAUUAAAACAAAUUCCAAUAAAUCCCAUCAAAUCACCUUUAUCCGUCGGCGUGAAUGUAUGACUUCCUGUCCUAAAGUAUCUUUUAAUAACACCUCACUUUUCCUGUUGAAAACUUGAGAGUUCUACCUGGACAAACGUCUCACUUGAAAUCCUCAUAGAAGACUGAAACGUCAAGAAACUGCUUGACGUUUCCACUUACUCCAAUACUUACUUGACAAAUGCUCUAAACUUCCAAUUAAUUACGAGAGACUCAUAUACAUGACUAUAAUAAGACCUAUUCGGACUUACGGAGUUGGGCUAUGGGGCUCCACUAAACAAUCAAAUUCCUCUCGUAUCCAAUCCUUACAAUCCGAACUCCUCAAAGAUCCUUAUUUAGUCACAAAUAAAAUAAUCUAUAAAGGCUUUAAUGUUCCAUAUGUUGGCCCAAUCCAGAUACUUAUCCUUCCAUAAUAAACUUCAUAACCAUCGGAAUCCUCUGGUUUCUAACCUUGCUACCUCAUCGAUUCCUGAUAACAUUCCAAGGCGACUGAAAAGGAGAUGGCCUCGUGAUCUGCUAUGUAUUCAUAUCACUGAUACCAGUGAGUAGUUUUGCAACAAGCGUUUUCAUGUGAUUAUAUUCCUGUGUACACAUUUACUUGAUGUAUUUAUAUUAUAAUACAGUUGUUAAUAUCAUGAAUAAACAGUUUUAAAACAAAUUAAUGACGAUUAAAACAAUAAAAUCUCGAACUAAAC
Molecule: messenger RNA, 1733 nt
Organism: Nezara viridula (southern green stink bug)
Lineage: Eukaryota; Metazoa; Arthropoda; Insecta; Hemiptera; Pentatomidae
Source: the annotation of a GenBank genome assembly